Astyanax mexicanus (Mexican tetra) is the source of this 3244-nucleotide messenger RNA. Its product is annotated as probable DNA double-strand break repair Rad50 ATPase. Gene Ontology annotation, molecular function: GTP binding. The transcript has 15 exons. The record is from RefSeq and is a predicted model, not a curated record. Lineage: Eukaryota; Metazoa; Chordata; Actinopteri; Characiformes; Acestrorhamphidae. Bases 325 to 2226 code for a protein of 633 amino acids.
CUUUACUUAUUUUUUGUGUUUGUUAGUUUAUUAAAAAACCCGAGUGUGUGAGAUGAACGCUGGGGAAAGCGAAAGUGAAAGUUAUCGCGCUGAGACUCACAGACAAUCUGAUUGGUUCUUGAGGAGACAGUCAGAGCGAGCUGGAGAGUAUCUGAUCUACAGACUAUACUCCGUGCUGAUGUGUGUGUGCUGUGUAGAUACAGAUCAGACCGAAAGUCGACCAUUAAACGAGGUAAAGUUCAGGGAAGUACUGAAACAAGCUGAAGGAAAAAAUUAACGACUAUAGCCAACAUUUCUCCAGAUCCUGCUCUUUAUCAGCUAUAUAUGGACAACCAAGACGUACAGUCUAAAGAAAAGGAUGAAUCCAAAGAGAAAAUUAAAAAGACACUUGACUCAGAUCAUGGAGAUGAGACACAGACGACCUCUACAGCUGGUGAAAAUGAAGCUGAACCGGUAAAAAUAAAGACCAUAGAACAAGCUCCUGGUGAAGAACUCAAGCAAGACGUGUUUGACGAGCUAUAUAUGGACAACCAAGACGUACAGUCUAAAGAAAAGGAUGAAUCCAAAGAGAAAAUUAAAAAGUCAUGCCAACAGGAUGAAGAUAAUGAAUCUAAUCGCUCUCUAUCUCCCCCGCCCAACUUUCCUGAAAGUGGAAAACCAGUGGAGCACAAAAAAAAGGAUUCCCAGAAAAAAAAAGUAGAAGUAGCUGGCAAGAAACAUCAGAAUAGAAAACUGUUGCCUAAGUAUUUCCAGAAAAAAAAGGAAGAAUUGGAUGGUGGAAUUGGAAGAGAGCACAGAGAAACAGUGGAGAGCAUAAAGAAGGAGCUCCAGAAAGUAAAAGAAGAAAUGGAUGAAAUGAAACAUCAGAAUAAACAACUGUUAGAGAAGUAUUUCCACAACAUAAAGGAAGAAUUGGAUGGCUUGAAACAACAGAAUUUAAGAGAGCACAGAGAAACAGUGGAGAGCAUAAAGAAGGAGCUCCAGAAAGUAAAAGAAGAAAUGGAUGAAAUGAAACAUCAGAAUAAACAACUGUUAGAGAAGUAUUUCCACAACAUAAAGGAAGAAUUGGAUGGCUUGAAACAACAGAAUUUAAGAGAGCACAGAGAAACAGUGGAGAGCAUAAAGAAGGAGCUCCAGAAAGUAAAAGAAGAAAUGGAUGAAAUGAAACAUCAGAAUAAACAACUGUUAGAGAAGAGAACCCGCGCUUGGAUUUCCUUGGAUUGCCUUCAUCCUUGGAUGGCCUUUGUGGUUGGAGCCAUUGCAUUGUUUAUUAUGUUGGGUGUGGCUUUCAAAGAACAAAAGAUUGAUCAUCAUGAGCUGAGACUGAUGCUGGUGGGUAAAACUGGAGCUGGGAAGAGUGCUUCAGGAAACACCAUCCUGGGAGAAGAAGCUUUCAGAGUCGAGGCAUCUCCAGCUUCUGUGACUCAAGACUGUAAGAAGAAAAACAAAGUUGUGGACGGAAGAAACGUCACUAUAAUGGACACUCCGGGGGUCAUGGAUACCUGGUUAAUGUCAGAUGAAGAAGCUCAGAAUGCACCUGACUGUAUUUCCAUGAUCGUUCCUGGUCCUCACGUCUUCCUGCUGGUGAUCAGAAUCGGGAGAUUCACCAAGGAGGAGGUGAACGCUGUGAAGUGGAUUCAGGAGAACUUUGGAGAAGUAGCUGUGAAGUUCACCAUGAUCCUGUUCACUGGUGGAGAUCUGCUGGAGAGGAAGCCCAUUCAGAAGUUCAUCAGUAACAGUGUUGAGCUUCAGAAUCUUGUAGAAACCUGUGAUGGUAGAUACCACGUCUUCAACAACUACGACAGAAGUGACAGAACUCAGGUUACAGAAUUAUUCCAAAAGAUAAAGCUCAUGCUACAUGAAAAUAUGGGAUACAUGUACACAAAUGAGAUUUAUAGUGAGGUCCAGCUGGCCGUCAGGGAGGAAGAGGAACUAAAGAAGAAGGAGCUGAUGAAACAGAUAAAAGAAGAGAAAAUGAAACUUGAGAACAGGGAGGAAGAAUUUAGGAAGGAGGAGGAACUGAAAUGGAGUCAAGCCAUAGAAGUGAUCAAAGCAGAAGAGCAAAAAAAGCUGAAUAGGAUGGCAAGUGAAUUAAGAGAUGAGCAGUACGAGAACAUGAAACUUAAGGCAGAGUUACAAGAGGCACAAAGCUAUAAAUUUUGGGCAGGUUUUAUCAUACUUGUUUUUAUUUUUUGUUUCAUAUUUGUUGCUGUACUAAACAAAUGAUUUAAUAAAUGCCGAUGCAGACAUAGUUGUUUUAUAUGGCUUCAUUUGUACAAAAAUAAAUGAUUACAUAUAAAAACAAAGGCCCAUCUCAAGUAAAUAAACAGGUCUCUAAAUGUAUAUAUUGUUUGUAAAUCUGCAACUAUUUACAGUGAAACAAACGGAACCAAAGGACAUCAACAAAGUGUGACUCAACAAAAUAAAAAAUAAAUGUGCAAAUAAAAAAGAAACCAAGCAUCCAGGAGAUGUUUUUUUAGAUUAGCAUUAAAGAUUAGCAUAAAAAAGAAGCUGAUCUUUAAGAGGCUGAUUCUGUUCUGAAUGUGAAAUCAGUAUCACACUUUUUUUAAUGUUCCAUUGUAUCUAAAUUCUGGCAAGACUUUUCUUCUUUCUUUUUGAAGAACAUCUCAGUGAAUAUAAACAUUGGUGAUAUGUUUUUCUUCAAACCCUGAUCUUGAUAUAGAGUAUUGAAGAGUAACUGUUUAUUUUACCUUGAGUGUAUUGACAAAUAUCUUUCAGUUAUGAUUACUUAUCUUAGUAUCUAUAAUUACAUAACCAUUGUGUGAAACCUUGUAUUUUAUAUGCAUUAACCAAUACUCACCUUACAUUUGAUCAUUUUUACUCACAGUGUAUUUUACACGCAUUUAUAUAAAAGAUUAACCAAUAAUCACAAUAUAUUCUUUACAUAUAUAGUAAAACACUGUUUGAUCAAGCAUGUGACUAACGCCAACCUUAUUAUGACAAAUUAACCCACAUGAUACAUAAGGCGUUUACUAACACAUAGGACCUAUUAUAUGGCGGACUAACCACGCGCCACUAACACAUUAACAUAUAAUAUAUGGAACCCAUUGUGCGACACGUAUAGCUUAUGCUUGAAGCAUUUUGUUUACUGCAUGUUUCUGACUAACAAUCAAUCAUCAGCUAGUGCACUCUGUAUGAACUAAAUUGAUACAAAGGAGACUUCGGGACGAACAGUGUGGCCUUUCACUCUGUGCGUGCAAAGUUCUUCACCUACCAAAGCGGG